Varanus komodoensis (Komodo dragon) is the source of this 4671-nucleotide messenger RNA. It is a transcript of the gene SOX4, whose product is annotated as SRY-box transcription factor 4. Gene Ontology annotation, molecular function: DNA-binding transcription activator activity, RNA polymerase II-specific; RNA polymerase II cis-regulatory region sequence-specific DNA binding. The transcript has a single exon. Lineage: Eukaryota; Metazoa; Chordata; Lepidosauria; Squamata; Varanidae. The coding region runs from base 896 to 2185 and encodes 429 amino acids. The record is from RefSeq and is a predicted model, not a curated record. Gene Ontology annotation, biological process: cell differentiation; anatomical structure morphogenesis; positive regulation of transcription by RNA polymerase II.
UACAGCCGGUGAUUGGCUGCGGAAAUAACUCUGAAAGGAUAAAGAGGCGCGAGGUGGAAUUGGGGUCCGCUCUAAGCUGCAGCAAGAGAAAGUGUGUGUAAGAGGGAACAGGCCAAGUCUAUAGCCCCGGGUUGUACAUGUCUCUUUCCUCUCUUUGGGGCUGUGCAUCCAAGGGAAAGCGAGACGGGACUCCAUACAUUUAUUGCACCAGUCACUGCUCUUCCUACCAGGAAGACACACAACUAUUAAUGUUGCUUGGUUGCAUGGACGGGGCUUUUUCCCCCCCGUUUAAUUCCUCGCAGCUACAGAGUAACAAACGAACAAACUCCUGAUCCCUCUACCACGAGUCCUCGAUUACGGACGAUUUUUUUUGUGGGAGGUGGGCAUUUUUUAAUUUUUUUUUAAACGGCUUUUGGAUUUUGGUGUGCCCUUUAACGAAACAAGAGACUUUUAGUGGUGGGCGUGCUGCUUUUUGCUGAAACACCUCGAGUAGAGUAAAAGUAGGGGGAAAAGUAAGGGGGGAAGCACUUGUGAGCUGCGGGGUGAGGGAAGAGGUGGGAAAAAGAACUUGGAUUGGUGGUUUUUUUUUUAUGUUUUGUUUUUUAAAGAAAAGCUCUCUCCACUUGGAGUCCGGCUUCUGCAACUAGAUUCUCCGUGCAAAGUUGCAGGGUAGAGGCGUGCACAAAGUGCCAGAGAAACAAAGCGGUGUGGAGCUACAACUACUUCUCAGAGGGGACGGUGCCUUAAGUAGCAGAAGGACGGAGCGCUUGCGAAGGGAGCCUGAGAGCACCCAGUGACUGGGAAAGUUGAGUGUCUUGUUUCAAGCUGGUGCCAAACUGAGACCCGCCGAUUUCCCCACAGCUGCCGCCGCCGCCAACGCGCGCCAGCCCCCGAGAUGGUGCAACAGACGAACAACGCGGAGAACACGGAAGCGCUUCUGGCGGGCGAGAGCUCGGACUCCGGAGCCGGCAUCGAGCUGGGCAUCGCCUCCUCUCCCACGCCGGGCUCCACGGCUUCAACAGGGGGCAAAGCGGACGACCCGAGCUGGUGCAAGACGCCCAGCGGCCACAUCAAGCGGCCCAUGAACGCCUUCAUGGUGUGGUCCCAAAUCGAGCGGAGGAAGAUCAUGGAGCAGUCGCCGGACAUGCACAACGCCGAGAUCUCGAAGCGCCUGGGCAAGCGCUGGAAGCUGCUCAAGGACAGCGACAAAAUUCCCUUCAUCCGGGAGGCGGAGCGGCUGCGCCUCAAGCACAUGGCGGACUACCCUGACUACAAGUACCGGCCCAGGAAGAAGGUGAAAUCGGGCACAAACUCCGCGAAGCCGGGAGAGAAGAGCGGGGGUGGAGGGAGUGGCGGCGGCGGCAACAGCCCAGGAGGAGCCGCCGCAGCCGUCGCCAACUCUUCCAAAGUCGCCCUCAAAAAGGGCAGCGCCGCCAAACUCUCCCCCAGUGGCGCCGGCAAGCCGCAUCCCAAACUGAGCCUGAGCGGCGGCGGCGGCAGCAAAAGCUCGUCUUCGUUCUCAGCGUCUGAGCAGCCAGCUGCCCUCCUGCCCCCGGAGCACCACUCGCUGUACAAAUCCCGCGCCGCUUCACCGGGCUCCUCCUCGCCCUGCAGCAGCAGCAGCAAACACCUCCCCGAGAAGAAGGCCAAGCGGCUCUACCUCUUCUCGCACGCGUCGCCCGGUGGCGCCGUGCCUGCCAGCCCGACGCUGAGCACUUCGACGGAAGCCAGCGACCCGCUCAGCCUCUACGACGAAGCGGGCGCCGCCGCCGCCGCCGGGAGUCAGCAGGACGGGGGCGGCGGCUGCAGGGAGUCCGCGGCUUCCCCCGCGGGCGGCUGUUCCCCGUCGGACCACCGAAGCUAUACCAGCCUGAGGGCGCCCUCGCCAGCGCCGUCCACCUCGCACUCGUCGUCGUCCGGCUCCUCUUCCGCCUCCUGCGCUUCCUCCUCCUCGGACGACGAGUUCGAAGACGAUCUGUUGGACCUCAACCCGAGCCCGGGCUUCGACAGCAUGGCCCUGGGCAGCUUGAGCUCGUCGGUGCUCGACAGGGACCUGGAUAUUAACUUCGAGCCCGGCUCGGGCUCGCACUUUGAGUUCCCGGACUAUUGCACGCCGGAGGUAAGUGAGAUGAUAUCGGGGGACUGGCUCGAGUCCAGCAUUUCCAACCUGGUCUUCACGUACUGAGGGGGACGAAGGAGGAGGGGGGGGAAGCAAGAAGCGUGUGCGCGCGCGUGGGGAGCGAGAGAGACGCAAAGACGGCACGGACCCCACGCGCGCUGAGGACAGCCUGGAGAGCGAGCAUUUCGGCCACGCUUGUGGAGGGGUGUUUUUUUCCCCCCUCCUUAACGAAACUGACUUGGGGUGUGUGUGUGUGUACGCGUGUGCGUGAUUUUGCAAAGAAAACGGCAAAAGGGAUCAACCUUUUUUCUUGUUACUUUUUUGGGUUGCCGUUGAGAAAAAGCAACCGCAGAAGUGUCUGUCUAGCGGAACAGAUCCUCAGCCUUCCCCCCCGUUUUUCCACGCUCCAGCAGCCGACGAAGGAGUUCCACGUUUCAGAGACUAUGGCGAGAAUCAAGUGGCUUCAGCAAGAAUGCAGGGCGAGGGCGGGGGGUGGCAGCCGCGCACAUCUCUCCAGGGUUUGUUUCUUACCCAGUUCGAAGGGAUUGGGGGUGGGGAAUAGAUUGUGCUGUAUGCAUUAGCUAUCUCUGGGGGGUGGGGCGGCGGGGGGGUCCAUUGCAAGUAGAACUGCAGGACUUGCAGUGGGGGAGGGGUUAGUCCUAGUUUGCGGGGGUAGAGGAGGGUGCUCUUGGACAUCAGGAGGCGAUCCGGAGUAAGAGACUGGCCCUGGCAACUGGACUGAGAUCCGAAGUGGGAUGGAGAGGAAGGAGGCGUUUAAAAACAAUGAACUGGAAGCCCGGCAAAGAAGAAGAUAAUAAUAAAACCGAAAAAGGAUUUGCACGUAUAAAGGAGAAGGUGGCCGCCGUUUUCUUGGUCACCUUAUAGUAUAUACAGAGAAGUCAGUAUGUGUGGAAUUUCAGCAACACUGAACUUUUUUUUUUUUUUAAUUGGAGAAAGAUAUAGAGUAAACCAAGUUUCUGUAAGGAUGUGGUACAGGGGAAAUAAAGGGCAGUUGCUCUUUCUUGCGAAAAUGUGUUUUUCUUACUCAGAAUCGUGAUGGUGUUGGAUUAUUUCACUGGUGGGUUUAAUAUAGCAUGUUUUCCUAUCUUUCUGAGGUUUCUGUAAGACUGUUGAACAGUUUAAAAAGAAUAGUGUUAGAAUAAUAUAAAAAGCAGAUAGAUGGCGCUAUGUUUGAUUCCUACAAAAUGAUCACCAGCUUUUUUUCAUUCUUAACUCUUUAAAGGAUUCAAACGCAACUCAAAUCUGUGCUGGAUUUAAAAAACAAAUCAGGACCAAAUUUUUUCUCAGUGUAUGUGUGCGUGUGUGUGUUUCUUUCUAGAUGUAAAUGAAGACUUUUUUUCACACCAUGAUGAUCCAUCCUUGAAAGGUUUUUUUCUUUGUAAAUGAAAUUGGAUGCCAUUUUGUAAAGUGAAAUAUUUAUACUGGCCAAACAUUUUUUACUUGUAUUACUUUGUCCUUUUUUUAGUAGUUCUGUUGUUACCCACACCAUUUUUAUGUCACCUUCACCGAAGGGCUAGAGUUUUAACUUUUAAUUUUUUAUAUUUAAAUGUAGACUUUUGACACUUUUAAAACAAGAGAAGAGAGAUGAAAACGUUUGAUUAUUUUCUCAGUGUAUUUUUGUAAAAAAUAUAUAAGGGGUGUAAAUUGCUGUUUUGAAUUUCCUGAUUAUGACAGGGCUGCUGGUUAAUCUCUCUCAAGCAAAAAAUCAGCCCCUACUUUCAUCAUGUUUACACUCCAAUCUGCAGGCUUCUUAAAGAGACAGUAUCCCUUGUAUCCACUGUUCGACUCUCUGUAGGAGUUGAGAGAGAGAGAGGGAUUGAACUAAUAAUUCACUGUAGGGCUAACGUCUAACAAAUGCAACCCCCUCUCAAAGAAAAUAGUAUGUUGUACAGAAACAACUGGAGCAUUUUCAGGAAAAAAAGGGAUCCUGUAGCUUUAACUUGUAAACCACAUCUUUUGCACUUUUUUAUAAGCAAAAAACAAAAAACCGUGCCGUUUUUAAAUCACUGGAUCUAUCUAAAUGCCGAUUUGAGUUCGCGACACUAUGUACUGCAUUUUUUCAUUCUUGUAUUUGACUAUUUAAUCCUUUCUACUUGUCGCUAAAUAUAAUUGUUUUAGUCUCUUAUGGCAUGAUGAUAGCAUAUGUAUUCAGGUUUAUAGCUGUUGUGUUUUAAGAUGAGAAAAAGUGAAAACAUCUUUGUACAUUUAAGUCUGUAUUAUAAUAAGCAAAAGAGAUUGUGUGUUUAUGUAUGUUAAUAUAACAUGACAGGCGCUAGGACAUCAGCCUAAUGAGGAGGUUCCGUUAAGGGUUUUUUCUUUUUUCUUUUUGUUACUUUUUUUUUGGUCAUUCAUCCUGUGCAAUAUGCUGUGUGGAAUAUCUUUGUCUAACAAUCUGCCCAUAACACAACAUGGGGUGGGGUGGGGGGAAACUGGCUAAUUAUGCCAAGUUCACUGCCUGUCAGAUUGUCAAUAUACUUUCUGUAAAUAACCUUCCCCCCCCCCCAAAGGAAAUAAAAUCAGCUGGAACUGAA